AUGUCAAAACAACCAUCACAACAACAACAACAUUACCAACAUCAACAACAAAGACAACAAAAAAAUAUUACCAACUCAUCCCUGCCAGUAUCAGAUAAACAAUCUCAUGAUUCUCAACAAUUAUUAUUAGCUCAUUUAUAUAAUUAUUUCAAAACUAAUGGAUUAGAAGAAACUGCUCAAACAUUAUUAACAGAAUGUAAUAAUACCAUUCCUAAAUCAACUACAACUUCUUAUGGUUAUUCAUUAGAAAAUAGUGGUCUUGAUUAUAAAAAUACUUUUUUAGAUGAAUGGUGGGGGUUAUUAUGGUCAAUUCAAUCUUCAAUUAAUCCUAAUUUAAAUCAAUUGACAAAUCCAUCAGGGAUAUUAACUCCUCAACAACAAAUGAUUUUACAACAAAGAAUGUUUCAGCAACAACAGCAGAUACAACAACAACAACAACAACAGCAACAGCAGCAGCAGCAAAUGAUGCAACAACAACAGCAACAACAACAACAACCGAUUAAUAAUUUUGGUCCUCGUCAACAACAAAGUGGUGUUCCAAAUAAUCUUUCUGCAAUAUCUGCUAAUCAAAUGAGACCACCUGGAAGUAAUAAUUUUCAAUCAAAUAUGUCACCAAGUAAUGAACAAUUACAAUCACAAGCAAGAUUACAACAAUUGAAAUUUCAAUUCCAACAACAACAACAACAACAACAACAACAACAGCAACAGCAAAGACAAAAGAAAUUUCAACGUCAAUUACUGACACUGUCUCAAAGACUGCCUAUUAUUAAUAAUGGACAACCACAAUCACAACCACUACAACAACAACAACAACAAGUCCAACAACAAGUCCAACAACGACAAGAUCAACGACCUGCACUGGCACCACAAACUCAACCUACUUCAGGAAAUAACAAUACUAGUGGUGGUGGUGGUGGUGUAUCACCAAAAUUACAUAGACAAUCAGUUGAUGAUUAUCAAAUGAAUUUAUUACAAAUGGAAAAUCAAAAUAAUUUACAAAGACAAAAAUAUUUAAAUAAUCAAUCACAACAGCAACUGCAACAGCAACAGCAACUGCAGCAACAACUGUCACUGCAAAAACUGCUGCCAUUUCAACCACCUGCUCAACAACCUAAAAAUGUUACCACAACCAACACCACUACCACCACCACCAAUCGAGGACAAAAGUCAACAAGAAAACAACAGCAAAAGAAUUCAAGACGUCAAUCUACUCAACAACAACACCAACACCAACAACAGAGUCAACAACAAUUAUCAUCUUCUCAAUCUUUCACUACUUCUAAUAAUUCAUUUGAUGUUUCACCUCAAAUUCAAAAUCAAGGAAUGUUAUCUACCAAAGAUCAACAACAUCAUCAACAUCAUCAACAACAACAACCACAACAACAACAAUCUCUACCUUUGAACAAUAAUAAUCAUAAUAAUAAUAAACAAGAUGUUGUUAAUGGAGUAUUUGAUGAUGCAUUUUUCCUGGGUAAUUUAUUAUUAGAUGAUUUUAAUGAAUUUGCCAAUAGUAAUAUGGAUGAUAAUAAUAAUAAUUCUAUUAAUAAUUCUACUACUAUUACUACUACUAAUAAUAAUAAUAAUAAUUUACAAUUUAAUACUAUAUCAUCGGAAAGAAUGUUGUUUACUAUGCCACCAAAUCAAAAUCAAUUUCUGCAACAACCAGGAGGAGGAGGAGGAAUGCUGCAACCUAAUUUUUUCGAAGGUAUUGAAUUAAGUGAUGGAAAUUCCGGUAAUGGAAAUAAUGGAAAUAAUGAUAAUAAUGGAAACAAUGGUAACAAUGUUAACAAUGGUGAUCAUAAUGAUCAUAAUGAUCAUAAUGAUAAUGAUGAUGAUGAUGAUGAUGAUGCACCGAUAAUUACUACUGAUUGGUUAAGUCUGAUGGGAUCAGGACCAGGUUAUGAAUAA
Molecule: messenger RNA, 1908 nt
Organism: Candida dubliniensis CD36
Lineage: Eukaryota; Fungi; Ascomycota; Pichiomycetes; Serinales; Debaryomycetaceae
Gene: MSS11
Product: Mss11p
Exons: 2
Coding region: 1-1908 (635 amino acids)
Molecular function (GO): protein binding
Source: RefSeq, a predicted model, not a curated record